Dufourea novaeangliae is the source of this 538-nucleotide messenger RNA. RefSeq lists its product as uncharacterized. NCBI's taxonomy places the organism in Eukaryota, Metazoa, Arthropoda, Insecta, Hymenoptera, Halictidae. The transcript is spliced from 2 exons. The coding region runs from base 7 to 516 and encodes 169 amino acids. The record is from RefSeq and is a predicted model, not a curated record.
UCUACAAUGAUUUCCUCUUCCGUCGAAUCCGGCAAGAACACAUCUCAUGGGAUCGAGGAAAUUUCUUAUCUAUUACAGAAUACCAACAUUUCGCCGACCAAUAUGGAAUCCCGUUCUGUGGAGGAGCUGAAGGCUCGCGUGGCGGUCCGUUUCCUCGUGAAGAAGUCGAAACGGUUCGAUUUAUUGAAGCAACAGUUGCAACGCAAGCUGCAACAGACCCGAAAGGCGUACAAAACCGAGCCAACGCCGGAAUGUUUGCUUUACUUGGGCUUGGAACCGAAAACAGUGAAAACACUGCACCGAGAAGAGCAGAAACAUGAAAAUUGUACGGAUUUUCCGUUCCUGAAGCCGAGGGUCUACGAAUGCGGUUACUGCACGAAGAUAUUCUUCCACAAAGCCCUUCACAGACGGCAUAUGAUCCAUCACCUGAAGAAAAUUCACUGGUGCAUGAAGUGCAGCCGGGGAUUCACCUCGAAAAUAUCGAAAAGAAGGCACGAGCUGGCCUGCCGGCGUUGAACUCUUUUAAGGGAAAUAUUUU